AUCUUACCUAAUGCAGGAAAACCAGUGUAACCAGAGCUGCAAGUACGGCAUAGAAAAGUAAAUUGCCACACCGAACGAAACCCUUCAAACUUUUCCACUCGGACGAAUUCCUAUUUUAAAAGUCCUCGGUGAAAUUCGUACACAACAUAAGGCAUCAAUUCUUCGGGAGUAGUAGCAGGCAUGAAACUCGAAGGAUCUAGUAUGCACCAUCACAGCCAAUCAGAUACAGGGGGGAGGUUUGGGGGCUGUGAUAAUCAAGUGACGAGUAACAUCGCGGCUGAAAACUCACGCUUAUCUUCGUGGGGAGGUUUUGGGGAUGCUAAACACCUCGUUGCUUUCAUUUCAUGACUACGCCCCCUUGUAUUUGUGGCUUAAGAGGCAAGUAGUCGCAUUCUCUACAACGUUCCUUCAUAGUCUUGCUUUGUCACUCAUUAUAUCUGGAUACCUCAUCUUCGAUAAAACUACGAUACAUGGACUCUGCACCGGGAAAACAAGAUGCACCAGCUAGCCUGUGGGAGAAGGCCUUCGAUUCCUUGCCCGACGAGGACAAGAAAUCGUUCAAGUCGAAUGGUAGUCAUACACGACUCCAACCGUCCGAAAUAGUCCAGGUCAUUGAAGAGAAGAAGAAAGACUGCGAGAAGAAACAAUGGGCCUUCUACACCACUGAAGAAGGCGAGAGAAUACUAGUCCGAGAUACACUAGGCAAAGUAUGCGACUGGCUUAAUAAGUUUAAGGAGAUCGGCGAUGCAGCAGUCCAGUUCGACCCUGGCUACGCCGCCCUGCCUUGGGCGGCUGUGAGGAUCCUCCUCCAGAUGUCAGUCAAUGAUUGCCAGACAUUUGGUAAUCUGAUAGAAAGCAUUGAGGCUGUGUCGAGUAUCGUGGCCAGGUAUACCGAACUUGAAGCCAAAGUUCUUUUCCGGACUUCAAACCUCACCAAACAGCUUUCGGCUGCGCUGGUCAAGCUUUAUGGCUCUGCCUUGAAAUUUCUCGCUCAAGCAAUACAGUAUUACGGACAGAGUACCUUCAAACGACUCAUCAAAAGUACUAUCCACACCUCUAAGUCUAUAGUUGAAGAGCCCAUGCUUUCUAUUGAAAAACAAGAGGACGAAGUGUUCAAAUUAGUUGCUCUUGUGCAAGACGAAGUUAAUGGGAUUCGGCUGGACGAUAUCAUCAAUCGCAUUCAACGGAGUGUGGAAAGCUCACAUGCCUCAAGCGAGGAGCGAUUAAAGCGUUUAUCAGCCUGGAUCAAUGGUAUCAAUACCCAGAACACAUACGAAACCGCGCUCCAAUACCAUCAUAGUGGGACUUGCGAGUGGGCGAUUGAGUUACCCGAGUUUCGUACUUGGAUUUCAAACGAUGAUCCUGAAGCGCGGCUACUAUGGAUCCAUGGACCAGCCGGAUUUGGAAAGACUUUCUUGUCGGCGUGGAUGAUUCGAUAUCUUGAGCAACUUAAACAGGCACCUCUGUCAUACUUCUUCUGUGUGGCUGAUAACCAGCUAACCCGAGAUCCAUACGCAAUUCUUCGGUCCUGGCUCACGCAAAUGCUCGAGCAGAGUGACAGGGUCAUGUCGGUCAUGAACUCUGUUUAUAAGGUGCGGAAGCAGGAGCAAACACUUACUCACCUUGGAUUGUGGGAAUUGUUUACGUCCGUAGGUGAAGCUGUUGAGGGCUGCACUUUCGUCAUUGACGGCUUUGACGAAUGUAUCGACAUUGAUACGGGCGCCCGUUACCACCACAACGACCCGAGGAAUCUCUUCCUCUGCGAUUUGCUUAAGAACCUACAGAAGACGAAGUCGCGAGUCAUGGUAGUUAGUAGAGAUGUUCCUGACAUCAGAGAAUACCUAGGACAAGACGUCCCUAGCGAAGGUGAUACCGUGAAGAAGUUAGAGUAUGGUAUAACGGCUAAAGAUACCACUAGAGAUGUGCGCUCUUUUUCGGAGUAUAUGGUUAAUAAGAAGCUUUCCAAGAAAAAAGAAGAGCUACGACAGCGGAUCGCCAGCCAAGCUGCCGAAAGGAGCGAGGGUAUGUUCCUAUGGAUUAAACUUUUGGAGCAGGAAAUAUCCCCCGGGCAAAAUGCUAAGCAGCUCACAAGGACGGUCAUUGAAAUGCCCUCAGGCAUAAGCGACGCCUAUUCUCGUGAACUGGAAAAGAUUAUCCGAAUGCCUCCGGAUGAGAAGGAAAAGGCCGUCAUGAUUUUAAGAUGGACCCUGUUUGCCAUACGACCUCUCCAAGUCAAACAACUCGCAGAAGCAUUAGUUGUCUCAGAAGAAGACCUUGACGAGUACCCAGAAGAUGACUUGCCGGACUCAUGGAACAAUGGCUUUGUCGACGAAGAUUAUGUGAAAGAGAUGAUCUUAGGCCGAUGCGGAUCCUUGUUGCAGCUGAGAGCGAGCUCAUCGGACGUACCGUUAGCCGACCAUACGGUUCACUUCGUCCACUUCUCUGUCAAGGAAUAUCUUUCUAAUCUGGCGAACCAUGUUGCUACUAACCGAGCGGCAGUGGAAUUGGGCCUUACAGAUCCGGUAGCUGAAGAGAAACGGCUCUCGUACAUUUGUUUGCGAUACCUCACAUUGAACACAUUCGAGGACAUCCUUCCUAGUACCGAAGUGUACCCGUUCCUUUCUUAUGCCGCCUGGGCUUGGUAUUUCCAUAGCUUUCAUGAAAAGCCGGCACCAUCUCAAGACAUCAUGCAUCGAACACAAAAGGUUUUCGACCCUACUACUACUAGCUGGAGGGUCUGGACGCCGCUUAUGGAAGCUGAAUUAGCUGAUCCAGAAAUGGAUGAAUGGGAGAACGUUACCAGCGAUGGUGAGACCGACUCAAAGACAGAUAGCGAGAGCCACGACAAGUCUCUCCUCCAAGUGCAGAACCCGAUAUACUAUGCCGCGCUCCUUGGCCUUAUAGAUGUUGUAAAGUGGCUUGAGGACCAGGGUCUUGAAUUCGGUAGCGCGGGCGGUCGCUUUGGGUUUCCAUUGCAGGCGGCUGUCACGCGAAACCACGAAGACCUGGUAAAAUACCUGUUGAAUCGCAAUGUUGACGUAUCACAAAAGGGUGGGCAAUUCGGCGCGUCCAUUGUUGCUGGCGCUGCCAUGGCAAGCCCACGCAUUGUUCAAAUUAUCCUCUCUGCUGGGGCCGACGUAACAGCAGUUGAUGAGUCCAGGUAUACAGCGCUACAUCACGCCGUAAAACGUGGAAAUCUCGAGAUUGUUAAACUACUCCUCGACUAUGGGGGUGAUGUCAAUGCAGUGGCCGCUGACAACGCGACGGCGGUAAGUUUAGCUUGUUCGUACGGGCAUAAAGAUGUGCUAUCUGUUUUGGCUCAAAAGGGAGCGGACCUAACGCGUGACGGUCGCAAUGCUGGAACACCUCUGCAAGCAGCCAUUGAAGAAGGUGAUGAGGGCCUCGUGGAUGUGCUACUAACCAACGGGGUCUCAGCUAACACAGUCUUCCCAAACGGAUCAUGUGCAAUCACCCACGCCAUCCAGUCGUUGAAGUUAGUCGUUAAGCUGCUCAAGUAUGGAGCCGACCCGCAUAUGGCGGAUAAGAGAGGGUGGGCACCAUUACCACUGGCUGUCGCUUACGGAAAUAUCGACGUUCUUAAGGUCCUAGUUGAUGCCGGAGCUAGCGUGGAUUGUGAACCCAAUCUGAACUCCUCGAUAAACUGCCCACUACAAGUUGCCGUCAUCAACAACCAGCUGCUGGCCGCGAAGUUUCUUGUUGAACAUGGUGUUGAUUUGAAUCGAAAGACAAAGGGUGGCCUCACAGCGUUGAUAUUCGCUGUACGUAGGCAGUAUAAGGACAUGGCGGAAUGGCUGCUGGAUGCGGGGGCCUCGAUACAAGGUAUAUUCGAAAGUAACCAGCAAUCUCUCUUUGACAUUGCAGCUCAGGAUUCUCAGCCAGAAAUCAUGCGGCUUUUAGUUCGCCGAGGCUGCUUUCAGAUCCAGACGCGUGGCAACCAUUCAGAUGGAGUUAUGUCAACGAAGGCUCGAGAAGACAAUAGCCUUGUCAUUCUGGCGUAUAAUGGUGAUAUUGCAGGCGUAAGGAAGCUUCUAUCUGAGUCGAGUAGCCCUCUACCUAUCCAGGUCCUCGGUGAGGCAUUGCACGCUGCCUCGGCCCAAGGACACCUACCUAUCGUAGGGUUUCUGCUAAAGAACCGCACGAGUGCCAGCGUCGUAGACAUCAAUGGGCGAAUAGCACUUCACCAUGCUGCCAAGCAUCUCCAUUUCGAUGUCGCGGACCUCCUCGUAGAACAUGGUGCAAGCAUUACCCUUGAGGAUAUGAUUGGUUCGACACCGAUUGACCUGGCAAUUCAGUCAGGACAAAAGGCCAUUGAAUUUAUUCAAAAUCAUAUGGACGACUUCACGCUUAAUAUUAGUCGACGGCCAUCGCUUUUAGCCGUCACUCCAAACCCAUCGACGAACCUUACCGCCAUGGGUGCUAGAAAGGCCAUCUCGGGCUCAUGGACUGGUCAUUAUAAGUAUCUCUCCUGGCAAGAGGGCCGGAGAGAUCCCUUUACGAUUAAUAUCCCAGCAUCCCCACCCCAAGGCGCGCAACCGAGUACUUUCUCAGACGAAGGCGCGGACGUCAUCGGGCCAUUUCAGUUUCAUGGCUUUGUUGAUUCGAUAGGCACUGUUUGGUUCGUUAAGCUAUACAAGGAAUUGGGGUGGCUUUAUCGCGGGCAAGUAGAUCCGGAAAAGGGUAUUCUGAAAGGGACAUGGGGUAGCAACAGGAAGUUGUGGUUUGGGACUUUUCAACUUGAGUCCUCUUUGGGUUUACACAUUGGGCUGGAUUGAAGUAUGGCCUAUGCGAUAUUACCUGGGUGAUAAGGAAAUUGUUUGAAAAGUGAGUAGGGUUUGAAUUUUUUGGGACUUGGGACUUCGUUUAGAGGCGGACUCUUUCCAGUUGCUCCUUCUCCUAAACCCAGCUGCAUAUAGGGUGCAUACAUAUAGUUAACUCAACCUUAUUGAAUGCAGGUGCAUAUGCAUCUUCUCCAAUACCUUCUAAACCUUCCAGCUAGCGGAAGGCGUAUUUAAGUUAAUUGAUUAAUUGGAUUAAAUGGGUAUAGUGAUCAAAGAAGACGCCUAAUACCCACGUAUGAUGAGAGUUUUGAGAGUUGAUACUGUGUUUCUCUUUUCAAGCUGGUAAUGCCUUUGCUAGGGUUGGUUCGUCAAAACUCCACAGGCGUGAAAUAUUCUUUAUCGAGAAGCCUAAGUGGAGACUUGGCGAUCUAAUUUUAUUACAUGGGUAAUUCUUCACCAAUUGAAGCCCUACGCCAUAUAGGAAAUCAGGUUUUAGG
This is a messenger RNA of Hypoxylon trugodes, 5296 nucleotides long. Its product is annotated as ankyrin repeat and SOCS box protein 7. The record is from RefSeq and is a predicted model, not a curated record. The coding region runs from base 471 to 4793 and encodes 1440 amino acids. NCBI's taxonomy places the organism in Eukaryota, Fungi, Ascomycota, Sordariomycetes, Xylariales, Hypoxylaceae. The transcript has 4 exons. Gene Ontology annotation, molecular function: protein binding.